Cannabis sativa is the source of this 1822-nucleotide messenger RNA. RefSeq names its product protein LNK3. The record is from RefSeq and is a predicted model, not a curated record. The transcript has 7 exons. NCBI's taxonomy places the organism in Eukaryota, Viridiplantae, Streptophyta, Magnoliopsida, Rosales, Cannabaceae. Bases 424 to 1569 code for a protein of 381 amino acids. Gene Ontology annotation, biological process: circadian rhythm; regulation of DNA-templated transcription.
UUAUAUAAUUUUUAGAUACAAAUUCUCUAUACACUCGCUUUGGUUAAUUUUCAUUUUUGUGAUAAAAGAAACCGAAAACUCUGUUAAAGAACCAAAAGCCGCCUUCUUUUCAUUUGCCACUCUCUCUUUCUCUCUCACUUGUUCUUAGUUACAUCGUUUCUUGAUCUGGGUCUUCUUAUUUUUCUCAAUCAUCAACUGGGUUCUUUCUUUUCUCCUAUAAUUCAUCACAGGUAUGUGUUUUUCUAUCUGGGUUUAAACUUUAAAGUGUUCUUUUUCUGUGUUGAUCUGUCUGUCUGUCUGUCCGUACAGAACCAAGGAAAAGUCUUCUUAGAAUUUGGAGAGAGAACUCUUUCAACUUGAUCAGUCUAUGGAAGACCUCAACUUCACAACUUGUAAAGUAACCAUUGUCUCAGAUUUGAAGUAAUGGAUUGGUGUCUUAAGAGUGGCGGCGGUGGUAGUGGCGGCGGUGCUAAUGAUGAGUGUAUGGUUCCAGUUCAAAAAGGAAGAAGAAUAUUGCCAGAUAGACUUCCAUCACCUGAUAGAUGGUCGGAAUGGGGAAGAGUAGGUGAGUUUGAAACAUUUCAAACACAUUACAAAGAUGGUGAUUCUGAUCAAAAAUUCUAUGCUGAAGAAAAUUGCUUCAAUGGAACAGCUCAUCAUGAGAUGGAAGAAGAUAGUUUUUAUGAUAAGUAUCAAUCUACCAGUCCUACUAAUCAUCAGCUUGGCCUAGCAGAAUCCUCUCAGACUGAUGACAUGUUCUUUUCUUAUUUUUCUGAGAUGGAUAAUCAAGAGAGAUCCUAUUGUUUUUCGCCUAAAUCUCAAUGUGGUGGGAUAGAGUUCAAUAGAAAUUCCCUACAAGACAUGACUUCAGAUUCUAGAAAUACUUCAACUGAUUUUCCAAGUCUGCACCCAACAUAUCUUUCAACAUUUGACAUCGACGAUAACAAUGCCUCGAUGUUUGUUGUUCCUCGCAAUUUGCAGAAAAAUGAUUUCUUACCAGAUCAGGCAACUGGAAUGGAGUUCUCUGUCAAUUCUGAGAGUAGCAGCAUGACUAGGUCUGAUGAAGAGCCAUCCCCCGAAGAAACUGUACUGCAAGGACUUCAAUCAGUAACGAAACAGCUCAAUGUAAGUACUCGACUUUCACUCCGUGAUGCAUUGUAUCGCCUUGCAAAAAGCUCAGAAAAACGUCCCAUGAGACAGAAUCAAGAUGGAAACCACUGUGUGGAAAAUAAUUCUUUGUGGACUCCUGGCAUGGAAACAACAAGGUGUGGAACAAAUAAAGGAACUGAGACAGAGACCAACAUCAUUGACAGAGCUAUUGCGAACUUGAUGUUCAACAAAACCGAGUUGGACUACCAAGAUCUUACUGGUGCAACAUCCUCAAGCUCCAAAGACGAGGUUGAACCGUCAUCAUCUGAGUACCAAUCCUACACAUCUCAAUCUCAACAACAACAGCAGCAGCAUUCAAAUGUACUUGAUGAUUCUGACUUUCCAAUGUUAAUGUAUCCGGGCGGGGUGGAUAUGGAAAUGGAAAGCUUGAGUUGCGAUUUUUCAGGAAAUGGUGUUUGAGUUUAAAUCAUUGUUUUGAUGAUCAUGAUGAUGAUGAUGAUGGAUUUUAAGUGGCAUUUGAAUGCUUUUUUAUUAUUAUAUAUUUUGUUUGUAAAUAAUAAUAUCAUUAGUACUAGUAGCUAGCUAUAGUGGGCAAGAUUUAGAUACAAACUUGCUGUAUCAGUUUUGAUCCUGAAUCCAAAUUUUAGAUAAUCAAUAACUAAUCUCAGUCUCUUAUUAUAAUGAUGAUAAUAUAUGUUUCUCCAUUUGUUGA